AUGCAGCAAUCGAUCUACUUCGUCAGUCACACUCUGAAGGAUGCCAAGACCCGCUACCCCUUACUCGAAAAAGUUGCUUAUGCGGUGGUGGUAGCUGCUUGGAAGUUAAGACCCUAUUUUGAUUGCCAUCAGAUAGUGGUUUUGACUGAUCAGCCGCUGGAAAAGGUUCUCGGCAAAGUUAAGAAAUCUGGUAGGCUGGAAAAAUGGGCUUUCGAGCUCACAAAAUGGAUCCUCCACCGUGAAUGGUUCGGGGGCAGGGUGGUUAUAACCUCUCCUGAAGGCAAGUCCUUCGAGUAUACACUGAAAUUUUCAUUCAAAGCUUCGAACAACGAAGCCGAAUAUGAGGUGGCCAUUGCCGGCCUAGAAUUGUGCAUCUCGCUGGAAGCCGAACAUGUUUGUCUAAAAACAGAAUCUCAGCUAGUCGCAUAUCAGAUUGGUGGCAGUUACGAGGCCAAAGAGCCCUCGAUGAUACCAUACCUCGCCAAGAUCAAAUCAGUUUUUGCAAAGCUGAGAACUUUUGAAGUUCAGCUAAUCCCAAGGGGUCCGAAUGCACAAGCCGAUGCACUCUCUAAACUUGUUAGUUCAAAUCUCACCGAGACGAACCGGUCGGUUUACGUGGAAGUGCGCCGAGAAAGAAGUGUCAACGAAGCACCUGAAGUGUGCUGCGUUGACCAGGAACCAAGCUGGAUGGAUCCCAUCCUAGCUUUCAAGAUUCGGGGAGAAAUUCUCGAAGACAAAAUUUUGGCCUCCAAGUUGAAGCGAACCGGUCCAAGGUUCAUUGUCUUCAAGGGAGAGCUGCUGAAGAAAUCCUUCUCAGCCCCGUUGCUGAAGUGCGUGGGGCCGACAGAUGCAGAUUACAUCCUUCGGGAAAUUCACCUCGGCAUCUAUGGGAACCACAUUGGGGGAAGGACCCUAGCCCACAAAGCAUUAAGGGCAGGGUACUACUGGCUCACCAUGAUCUCAGACGCCAAGGAACUGGUCAGAAAAUGCGAAAAAUGUCAGAAAUUCGCACCAGUCAUCCAUCAGCCAGCCCAGGAGCUUCAGCCCGUGCUGAGUCCACUUCCAUUUGCCCAAUGGGGGUUGGAUAUCCUGAGCCCAUUUUCGGAUGCCGCAUACCAGAAAAAAUGGCUGAUAGUCGGUGUCGACUAUUUCAGUAAAUGGAUUGAGGCCGAAGCAGCCUCAAACAUUACGAAGCAAACUGUCAGGAAGUUUAUCUGGCAGAAUAUCAUCACUCGUUUCGGCAUCCCGAAAGUUUUUUUCUUUGAUCAUGGAAGACAAUUUGAUAAUCUGCCGCUGAAGCGGGUUUCCUUCGGCCCUUUCCGAAACCUUCGCCCUCAGAGCACCAGGUUUCGGAUUGCCGAUAAACUCGCCUUUUUAAAGAACUCUGGUCUUUCAGCUGGGGUGAAAACCUCAGUAAGACUUGUUCUAUAA
This is a messenger RNA of Chenopodium quinoa (quinoa), 1431 nucleotides long. RefSeq lists its product as uncharacterized. Gene Ontology annotation, molecular function: nucleic acid binding; RNA-DNA hybrid ribonuclease activity. Lineage: Eukaryota; Viridiplantae; Streptophyta; Magnoliopsida; Caryophyllales; Amaranthaceae. The transcript has 3 exons. The record is from RefSeq and is a predicted model, not a curated record. Bases 1 to 1431 code for a protein of 476 amino acids. Gene Ontology annotation, biological process: DNA integration.